Messenger RNA from Centropristis striata (black sea bass), 4617 nucleotides. It is a transcript of the gene vkorc1l1, whose product is annotated as vitamin K epoxide reductase complex, subunit 1-like 1. Gene Ontology annotation, biological process: peptidyl-glutamic acid carboxylation; vitamin K metabolic process. Gene Ontology annotation, molecular function: vitamin-K-epoxide reductase (warfarin-sensitive) activity. The record is from RefSeq and is a predicted model, not a curated record. The transcript is spliced from 3 exons. The coding region runs from base 1 to 561 and encodes 186 amino acids. NCBI's taxonomy places the organism in Eukaryota, Metazoa, Chordata, Actinopteri, Perciformes, Serranidae.
AUGUAUGCGUGUCUCCAGCUAGGCCAGAGAGUGAUGGCGGCGCCCGUCCUGAGAGUGUCCACCCCUCGGUGGGAGAGAAUAGCUCGGCUUCUCGUUUGCCUGCUUGGCAUACUCUUGUCUCUAUAUGCCUUUCACGUGGAGAGGGAAAAGGCUCGGGAUCCCAGUUAUAAGGCCAUGUGCGACGUCAGCAGCUCCAUCAGCUGUUCCAAAGUGUUCAGCUCAAGGUGGGGUCGAGGAUUUGGACUCUUGGGCUCAAUUUUUGGAAAUGACAGUGCACUGAACCAACCCAACAGUGUCUACGGGAUUGUCUUUUAUGCCUUUCAGCUCCUACUAGGAAUGACUGUCAGUGCAAUGGCCGCCCUUAUUCUCAUGACGACAUCCAUCUUGUCGGUGGUGGGUUCGCUCUACCUGGGCUACAUCCUCUACUUUGUCCUAAAGGACUUCUGCAUCAUCUGCAUCACCACAUAUGCGCUGAACUUCAUUCUCUUUAUUCUCAACUACAAGCGACUGGUUUACUUGAAUGAGGCCUGGAAGCAGCAGCUGCAGGCCAAGCAGGACUAAGCUGUCGAGAACGGCAAGAAAAAUACGAUAAACAAACAAAAAGAAAAAAAGAAAUGUGACCUCUGAACAUUUGACUUGCCACCAGGAGACCUUGCUUCCAAACAAUGUUUAUUCUGCUGUGUGUUCAAAAAAAAUGAAGAAAUUUAACUUAAAUGUUGGGCCUGACAUCUCAAUGUUGCAAACACGGAAGGAUUCGUAAGUGAAAGAUGAUUUUCUUUUAAUUUCUUUUUUUCCUCGUUUAACAUUGUACUCACAUAAGGAAGGGGCUGGCUGUGUGUGUGAGUGUGUGUGGGGAAACACGUCAACCCGAGCAAGCAGAGGCAGAAGGCCGCAAUACAGAACGAUGGAGGACAGCUCUCUUUUGAACAAAAAGGAUCGCAAGGUGGAAGAAAACAGGACAUUAAAGGGGUUUACUUGAAAUGGUUAGAAAGGUCCUAUUACUGCACAGCAGAUCUGCACUAAAUACUCGGAGCCGAAUAAUGGGUCCCAAAAUUCGAAAAACACUCGUUAGGUUAUCAUACCGUUUGCAGAUAAGGUUCUACGGCAGGGCGGGUGGGGGGCAAAACGAUUAACAUUUAUACAGAAUAGUUUCUUUUCAUGUUUACACUUUGUAGUACGUUUCUUUUAUGAAGAGGACCACUAAAAAUAAACACAGGACAAUGUGAGAUAUUGUGUGUAGAUCAGUCAGAUUGUUUGUUUUUUUUUGCAAUUCUGUAAAUAGCUGCUGAGCAAUAUUCCAGGCUAGAUUGUGAUUUAGUGUUGACACAAACCUUUAAGGACAAAUACCCACCGAUAAAACAGGAGAAAAACGUCAGUAAAUUGGGAACAAAAAAGCGAUAAAGGUCACAGAGGUUGAUGGAUGAAGAUGUGCUCGGGACAUCUUCCGUCCUGUAAUCCUGGUCAGGCAUGCAGUUCAGAGUUGUGUGGAUUUCUUUGUUGUAAGUGGUUAUUGUUUCAUCUGAAGCCACCGACACAAGUCUUUUAAACAGAACUAUGGGUUCUUUUCACCAAGUUUGCAUAAAGGCACCCUCACUCUUUUUGUUUUUUCUUUUGGUUAUUGUGUGAAAAGCAUUCCUGACCACCUCACAAGUGGGAUCCAUAAAGACUUAUGUGCCUAAAGGAGUGUUAAGGUGAAUUACCUUUUCUUUUCUUUCUUUUUUAUGUUUUGGGUGUGGGUGGGGGGGUGUAAUGUCAUGUUAACACCAGUUCUGCUCGUUGUUUUAUUGUCACAGGUCCAAGGCUUUAUUUUUAUGAUCACAGUUUUGUAAAUUAAGAUACCAGUGAAGUGUUUCUCCCUCCCUAAUAGAGUCUCAUGAGGUAGCAAAGGCGGCUACACUGUGAUUGUCUGCUGAGGUGUAGAGUGGCCUGGUGGCAGAGGCGUCUCUUAUCUUGCUGUUUUAAAUGCUCAUCUGGCUUUUGUUCACUGUCCAGCCUGUAUACAUUUGAUGUCAAUUGAACAGUAACGGUGAUCUUGCCAAGCUGAGUUACAGUUCAUUUGCAAGGAUGUGAACAAAACUUGGAACAAUGUCAUGAUUUAUGUAGACAUGAGUGGCAGGAGUGUAACAAGGUGUAAGAAAACAAAACAGUAUGUUAAGCCAUAUGUGGAGUUUGUGGUGAUUUCUGCUCCCGUAGGAAAGCUAUCACCGACGGUUUUCUUAGCGGCUGCAGACACUGAAGCUGUUGAUCUAACAUUGUACAGAGAGAAAAGCAACUACAGCUGGUAGUGGUUUUACUAUAGAAAUCCACAUUACUGUCAGUUCAGUUCAGCACCAGGCAACGGAGUAGGACCGUUGUCUCUUUUCCAUCCAGAAUCAACUUAAAGAUUAAAGUAUCCAGAUGCAUGGUACACUAUCUCCUGGCUUUAAGCAUAUGUUGGCCACCGGACAAUCUUACACACACACUGUCAAAGAUCCAGAACAGUUGUCGUCAUAACUGUAAUAAUGUGAUUCAUCUGUGGUGUUAAACCAGUUUGUUAAUAGUUUCCAUUACUGCUAGUCUCCAUGCCCCCUUCACUUUAAUACAAUUCAGGUUCUCCCUGACUAAACAUUGAAGGUUGCUAAUGUAUUGAUGAUAGCAACUGCCAGGAAAGUAAUCUCACAGACGUGCUUCCUGUGAUAACAUGUGAAGUCAUCGCUUGUCUUUGAAAAUGGAAAUUGAGGUGAUGCUUUGUAUCCCCAGGAUAAUGUCAAAGUGAAAUUGUCUGUUCAUGCACCCAUUAACUUCUUAUCAUACACAGGCUGUGUGAUGUUAUUGCUACCCAUUUUCCAAAGCAUUAUGCAUGUUAUAUAUGUUUUUCCUGCAUACCAGUGGGGCUGGGUGUCGUUUAAAAAAUCUGCAAUGCCAGCACCCCUAGUGAUACCAACACCAAGCGAGAACAACUUGUGACACCUUUUUUUUUUUCAUUCAAUACCCAUCAUGUGAAUGGAAGUUGCAUUAAAUGCUACUACCACUUCUCUUCUCGCUAAACUGUCAACUCCUGUAUGAGUUGUAGCUGCUGCAGUGGCCAAUCACACGUCACAUUAAAUCUAAAAACUGUUGCAGAACUAAGCAGCAAGCAAAAGCAUGCACAUCUUUUUUUUAUUCCAUGUAUUCUUCCUACUUGUCAAAACAUUGUACCUACUUCUUUCUUACUCAUAUGGUGACAACCAUCUCCCCAUUACCUGUAAACAGAAUCUGAUGUGUAAAAUCUGUAGAGUUCUGCUUGAAACACAUUUAAACUCAUUGAAACACUGUGGUUUGCUUUGGAAAAUGGUUGGCAGUUGUUACGUUGCCUUGAGUUGGUAGUAAAAAUGGCACGGUCCUUUUUAGCAAACUGUAUCCUGUCCUCCAUAGAAUGAUUUUAAAUGUUUGCAUCAUUUCUUAGCAAGUCAUCUUUAAGAUCUUCCUUAUACAGUAUUGCCUUUGUAGGGCGAACAUCAGGUUCUGCUUCAUCUCAACUCAGAAUAAGAUUAACAACCACACUGUUUUGUCUUCGUCCAUUGUCUGGGAAAGCCUGUGUACUCACAUAUAAGACAAGUCUCCUAUGGAUUCACUUGCACAAGUCAAACUGACAUAACUUGCUAGUUUUUGUGGCAACUAUGGGUCCUGUGAGUAUCGACCAUAGAACCGACAAGUAUAGAGUAGGUAGCCUAUCAUUACGUCCAGGCAUAUGCAAGCCUGUUACACUAGUGGUGUGCAGUUACUUUAAAGAAAUGGGUAUUGAAAUUGAGUCAAAAGUUUGAAAUCUCUGGCUGUUAACACAUGUUGUGUGAUGAUUUAUUGUCAAAAAAGAAGGUCAAAAUAAGCGAUUACUGCAUUCUCAUGAAUAUUCAUUUAGGCCCUGAGGUAUAACUGCCAUGUUAGUUGCAUCACCAAUGCCAACAAAAGUGCCUUCUGUUUGAUCACUAGGCCUUGAGCCAAAGACGAGCAACAGUAAUAGCCUUGUAAAAUGAAGAAUGGUAACUUUAACAGGCACUCCUGCUUGCCUUCCUUAACAUAUAAUCUGAUCAAAUUGGUAAUUCCCAAAGAUUUGAUAUCCAGUAUCGUUGCAACAAUCCAUUCAGAAAUUGCCGGACAAAAUGCCCUGUCAAAUCAAUGGUCGUUCCCUUUUUCCUCCCUGAACUCCACAAUAUAUUUCUCAUCUUUAUUUUGUCUAGCUAGGUCAUGUUUGUUAGCUAAAAAAUACACUCUACAUGAUUGUAAUGUUCUUUUUUUCCAUCAUUAAGUACGCCCUUUAGCUGUAUAGACUGUUAACAUUCUGGGUUAUUUUAGUAAAAAAAAUAAAAAGUUGAGGGGUUGGAGGGCUAGGAAUCCAUGUGUCAGCAUAAACGGUUUUAUUAAAUUUCUUUGUGGAGGAAAACUUACUGGGUUUGCUUCUGUAUUGCCAAAUAUGUUUUAAAAUGCUGUAUUUUCUUACAUGGAAAAGUGUUACAUGAAGGGUAGGAGGGUGCAAAAAAAUAAUCUGUUUAAAUCCAGCUUACCUUAAGGGAAAACUGUGGAAACGUUUGACAUGAGAACAUUUUUAAUUGUGUCAUUGUCAUGUGGAAAUGAUCUACCAUUAAAACAUUCCCUCUGAAA